GGAUGCACCUAGUCGCCACCCAAACAGCCUUGGGCGGGAACGUAGUCAAAUCGCGAUAUUCUGGUACGAGCCAAAAAAUUUUGCACGAGCGGCCAAAUUUCCGCCCAGGUGGCCUUCACUCCGAGUUGUUUGGCGGAGGACACUCGUUGCUUGUAAGCUUAUACACACAUACCUAGCUACAAAUGCGACUGCAGCAACCGAACCUGGACCCCAACACGCUUGGGAAGUGGAUACCUCGCGCUUAGUAGCUAGCAGACACCGCAAAGAGUCGCUGGAACCUCAGGAGCUUUGAUUUGGAUUAUUCAAGUUGGAGCGCCGGCCUUUGGGUGAGUGCGCGCGUCUCCGGACAACAAUCCAGCAUUUGGUCGGGGUCGGGGACCUGGGCGCGCGACUUCCGCGGGUGUCGCUUACAGCUACCGAAUCAGUUUUGAACGCGAUAUUAUGGAGCUGGGGACGGGAUUGCCUCGAUGACUGCUCACGAGGCCGAAUGCCGCCGCGGUGCCAGGACUUCUCGGCACAGCUAUCAGGAUUGGCGGACCCGGGUGUAAAGGGGCCGCAGGCCCCUGCGUCAGGACAAGAACGGAGAACGCACAGCAGCCCUCAGGGCCCGGCGGCCGCCGCAAAGGCCGCCGCCGUGGCGCCAGUCGGGAGUGAGGCUGCCGCCGGUAGUUGCGGCGGUGGCAAGGGCUCUGGUGCGCCGGCGGCAGGGGCUGAGACAGGCCCCUCCUGCCCAGGCGGUGACCAGGGGUCAGAGGGCACAGCAGCAAGAGCGGCAGCUGCUGACGGCGACCCGCUAGCUGCACCCAAAGCAGCUCAGCAGCAGCAACAGCAGCCGAGAAGCCCGGCUAUUACAGCAGGCGUUCCCGGCGCGGGCACCAGCACUGCCAGCCUGCCUGCCAGUCGCGCCGCGAGAGUGCACGGAGUUGCGGCGGGUGUGGCUCGGCCCGCGGCUGUGGUGCCCACGGGGAGUGGGAUCACUGGUACAGCCGCGGACGUACGACGGCCACAUCCCUAUCACAACCACCCCAACCACCACGGGAGGGACAUGACCAACGGUGACAACGGCAACAGCGCACACGGAACGAACGAUGGAAGCGGAAGCGGAAGCGGGAAUGGAGACAGCAUCAACAACAACAGCGGCGGCGGCGUUGCCAACGCAGCAGCUGGCGGCCCCGCCGCUCCUGCUCCCGCCUCUGGCGCAGCCGGCGGCACAAACGUGCCGCACAGCCACCACCACCACCACAGCCACCAUUACCAUAGCCACCAUCACAGUACAGAGCUGGCACACGAGGGCAGCACUAGCACCGGGGCGCCGGCGCCGCCCGGCCUGGCGCCGCUGACACGUGGCAACGACCGAGCGUCAUCCGCCUUUACUGCUUACGUCCGGCGUGUGCCUUACGCCGCCACUGGUGCAGAUGCCGUGUCCGCACACGGCGCUGAGCCCGCUGCCAACACACCCAACGCCUCUGGUGGCAACGGCAACGAGAAUGGCAGCGGCAGCGCUCAUGGCAGUGCGCACGGCAGCGGCCACGCCAGCGGCCAUGGCAGCGGCAGCAACGGCAAUGGCGCGGGCGCCGGCACCGGCAGCAGCGGCAACGGCAACAGCAGCAGCGGCGGCCAGCCGACCACCACCACCACCACGACCACCAACGGGCGCCACCACAGCAACGGUGGCGGCGGCAACUCCAACGGUAACGGCAGCCAUGGCCAAGGCCCCACCGCGGCCUCCGCCCUCGUGGGCUCAGCAUCGUCCCGUCGGAUGGGCACACCGCACCAAAGAUGCGACGGAGGGCCCCGAGAGCACAACAGCCUCGACCGAAACGACAGUGGCAGCAACGGCAACGGCAACGGCAACGGCAGUAGCUCGGAGCGCGGCCCUGCCUGCGGCAGUAGCAAGCACGCUGGCAGCCACGGCCACGCCGCCCCGCCCCCGCCGCCGACGGCAAUCGGCCACGCCGGCGCGGGUCCGCAUCUUGCGUCCCAGCACCAGCAGCAUCGCACGUCACACGCACAGCUGCCGGGUGGCGGCCGGCUGGCUGGCUCCACGUGUAGUGGCGGCGGCGGGGGCGUUGGCGCUGGCUGUGGCGUCAGCAACCGUUUAGGAGAGUUUGUUGCAGCAGCAGCAGCCGCGGCCGUCGGUAACGCGGGCAGCGGUGGCAAUUCUGGUUCCGGCUCCGGCUCUGGCUCCGGCUCCGGCUCCGGCUCCGGUUCUGGCUCGGGCUCCGCCUCUCCCUGCACCCUGCUCAAGACGGAACAAGAAGAGGGCGCGGCAGCUGGACCCGACAUCGGCCUCGAUGGCGGCGCCGACGCCGACGCCGCACGUGCUGAAGGCGCCGCCGACGGCACAGACAUCGACAUGGACGACGCUGACGGCGACGGCGACGGCGACGGCGACGGCGACGGCGACGGCGACGGCGACGGCGACGGCGACGGCGACGCUGACGCUGACGGCGACGGUGACGGUGACGGCGACGGCGAGGCCGACGCUGAGGCCGACAUGGAUGACGGCAUGAUUCCAUACGACGCCAAGCCGCUAGAGUUGGCUAUGCUGGCGGCUGGCACCACCGCCAGUGGCGGCGCGGAUCGCGGCGGCGGCGGCGGUGGCGGCGGCUUUGGUGGCGGCGCAGCUGGCGCACCGCCGGCGAGCCUGAGCAACCAACAGGCGGCGGCCGCAAUGCUGGAGCUGGCGACGGGGGGCGGCGGCAGCAGCAGCGCAGGUGUCGGUACCGGUGUUGGUGUCGGCAGCAGCAGCGGUCGGCUGGGGAGCGCUGGGGGCCUCAGCGGCCUCCUGCUCGCAGUCGGCGGCGGCGGCAGCGGCGGCACCGGUGGCAUGAUGCCGGUUCAGCUGCUGCAGAUGCUGACCUCGACCCCGGGCGGUCUGGCGCUGCUGACGCCGUCACAGCUGUCGGAGCUAGUAGUGCUGGUUGCCUCCGGCGGCAGUGGCAGCGGCGGAAGCGGCGGCGGUCCUGGCCCACAGCAGGGCCCGGCCGCGACCGCCGUCCUCGCGUCUCCUGAGCUGCAGCUGCAGCAGCUACUGCAGCAGCAGCAACAGCAGCAUCAGCAACAACAGCUACAGCUGCUGCUACAGCUGCAGCAGGUAAUGAACGGCGGCGGGCCGUUGGGCCCGGGCGGGCUGGGUCCGGGCGCGGCCGCUGCGCUGGUGGGACCCGGCAGCCUUCCCGGUCUUGCCGGCUUGGGCGGGCUGCUAGGCAAUCCGCUGGCGAGCCUAGGCGGCCUGGGAGGCCUCACUGCGCUAAGUGGGCUAGGUAGCCUAGCUAGCGGGCUUGCCGGAGGCGGGCUGGGCGGCUUCGCCGGCGGCGCCCUUGGCGGCGGCGGCGUGCUGGGUCAGGCGCUGGGGCUGCUCGGGCCGCAUCCGCUGACGGCGGCUGCAGCCGGCGGCGGCGCUGGCGGCGGCGCAGGCGGCAGCAGCUCCGGUGGUGUCUUGGCGAGCCUGCUUGGCGGUGCCGGGCCUACUGCUGGCGGCGGCGGCCUUGGCGGCGCCAGCAGCGGCAGCGCUACAGCCGCGCUCGCGGCGGCGGUUGCUGCGCAGCAGCAACAGCAACAGCAACAGCAACAGCAACAACAGCAGCAACAGCUGCUGAUGCUACAACAGAGCUCGCAGAAACCUAGCAGCAGUACCGGCGCCCCUUUCCCGUAUGCGCAGCAACAGGCGGCACACACGCAGACGCCCAGCGGCGGCGAGCGCAACAGCCCCGCCAUCCUCUCCGCACCCGAGCCCCCAGCCUCCGCGCAGCCGGCACCGCUGCUGCCCAUGCCUCAGCCAAGCGGCGGCGCUGGCGCCGCCGCUGCUGCUGCGGCCGGCGCCCCAACCGCCGCCGGCGGUGGCGGCGGCGGCGGCCGCCGGUCGUCUGGCUCCGCCGACGGCUCUGUGCCUGUACGCCUAGCGCCGACGCCAGGCGACUUGUUGCAUGGUAGCGGUCUUGCCCAUCAGUCACCCACUGUGGCCGUGGAAACGGUUAUCAAGGCUGAGCCGGAAGCUGAUGCCGAGGCCGAGGAGGAGGCUGCCGCCGCCGCCAAUGCCGCAGCGGCCGCGGCCGCAGCGGCAGCCUUCAACGUCUUUGCUGACAUUGCCGAUGCACAGCUAGACGAGGCAAUGGGCGUCGAGGACGGCGAGGAGACGGAGGAUGGCGGCGCCGGUCCGCGUCAGGAUGAUGAGGGCGACGAGGAGACUGGCACUGAUACGGAUGGGCGGCAGGACCGCAGAGGCGGUUCGGGCAGUCCCCUUGACAUGGUGGCAGCUGCCGCCGCCGCCGCCGCCGAGGCUGAAGCCGAGGCCGAGGCCGCCGCCGAGGCUCGCGUCGCCAGCCGCAUGACCAUCAUCACCGGUGACGGCGGCGACACCGACAAGAUCUGCCAGGUCAGCCUACUUGACGCGCCGCCACUGGUACGACUCAGCGCCCAACACAACGGUGCCACCGCCGAGGCAGCGGCGGCGGCGGCCGCCGCCGCCACCAGCUCCGCUGGCGGCGCUGGCGGCGCCGCCGGCGUCUUCAUGGCGCGGCGGCUGGGCGGCGCCGCCGCCGCCAUGGCAGUGACGGCGGCUGUGGCAGCCGAGGUGACGGCUGCUGCCGGCAGCGGCAGCGCCGGCGGCGGCGCCACCGCCAGUGGCGGCGGCGGCAGCGUCAUCGGCGUGAAGCGGAAGGCUUCGGCGCUGGGACUUGCCCGCACCGCCAGCGGCCUGCUAUCUGGUGGUGCUGGCGGCGGCGGCGGCGGCGGCGCGGUGUCGAGCCCGGCCGCUGCCGGCACCGCCGGUGCUAGCAGUGGCGAGGAGCCCACUGGCGGCGGCGGCUCAGUGGCCGGCGGUGACGGCGCCGACCUGUCCUGCAAGGCCCCCAAGAAGCCCCGCAUCAACUGGAGCCAGGAGCUGCACGCGCGCUUCCUCAACGCCAUGUUCCAACUGGGCAUCAAGAACGCCGUGCCCAAGACCAUACUGCAGCUGAUGAACGUGGAGGGCCUCACUCGCGAGAAUGUGGCCAGCCACCUUCAGAAGUACCGCAUCCUGCUCAAGCGCCACGCCAACCUGCCCGCCAACGCGCCGCUGAACCCGGACAACCUGCGCAAGCUCGAGGUGGUGCAGCAGGCGGUGCAGCAGAGCAUGCAGCAGAGCCUCCUCCCGCCAGGCGCCACGAACGCCGGCGGCGCCGCCGGCGGCCUCAUCAGCGUCGCGGUUGGCGGCGGCCUCGGCGGGACACUGUCGUACCAAGAUCUCAUCAACCAACUAUCGGCUAUGUCCGGACACCACAGCGCCGUUUCGGCGCCGCCGCCAGCGUCCGCCGCCGCCAUCUCCGGGCCUCCAGCCGUGGCGGCGCCGCGGGCUGUCGCAGUGGGCCCGCCGGGCCCGUCCGCGCCGUCGCCAGCUGUUGCGGCGGCUCUGCAGGCCGCCGCUGGUGCGUCUGCGGGGCCGGCUGCGGCGGUGGGUGCGGUGCCGCAGGCGGCGGCGCUGCAGGGGCUGCACCGUGUGGCGGCCGCAGCUGCAGCCAGCGCAGGCGCGUCAGCCUCCAGCGCGGCUAGCCUCCUCGGCAUCACCAGUGGCGGCGGCGGCGGAGCCCCCAGCGCCACAGGCACCAGCGGCGGCAGUCCGGCGGUGUCACUGCCGUUAGCAACGCUGCCACUGCCUGCUUUGGCUGGCGGCCUCAACGGCCUUGGCGGUUUGACGAUUGGCGGCGGUGCCGGCGGCGGCGCCGGCGGCCUCAGCGCCGUCAUUGGCGGGCUUGCCGGUGGGCUGGCGGGACCGUUGGCCGGUCUCACCGGCCCCAACGGUCUCAACGGCCCGUUGGCGGCCGCCGCCGCCGGCCUUGGUGGCCUCGGCGGUCUGCCGGCGGGCCUGUCUGGUGCGCUGGCGGCGGCGGCGGUAUCCGGCUUGCCGGGCGGCCUGGGCCAGGCUGGCGGCGCGCUGGGCGGUCUUGGCGGUCUGAACUUGAAUGUUGGGGCUCUGGGCGGAUUGAACCUGGGUUCUGCACUCGGCAUGGUGGGACCGGGCGUGCUCGCGUCGGCUCUGGUGGCCGCGGGGGCUGCUGGCGGCGGCGGCGGCUCCGCCGGCAUGACCGGGGCGACUGGCAGUGGCGGAGGUGCCCGCGAGGCACCAGGCGGCGGAGGGGCCGCCACACCGCCGCCAGCAGCCGGAGGCACACCUGGUGCUUGAGGCGUGUAGUGCACCAGAGCAGCAGCAUUCGCGUGCUGCGUCAUGCGCCUCCCAUGCCUCAGCAAUCGUCGCCCAAAUUAUGUCAGCUAGCGUCGUGCCGCCGUGUUCUGUGGUCAAUGGACUCCAUCAGGGGAGCGGUUCCAGGGGUGAUGAUUAUCACGCCACCACUUACUUGAUGAGUCUUUUUAGCAGGGCUUCAUUCUGUGUGAGCUUGACCUUUUCCCUUUUAUGCUUUCUUGGGCCCAUCUUUCACGGCUGCCGCCCAUGCCAACCGGCAAAGGCAUUGGCGGUGCGGUGUGAGGUUGACUGAUGGCUUCCCAGCAGCAAUCGAAAAUGGCUGCGCGGGCUAAUGGUGAAGCAAAAGGCGGAGACUUGUGCGCGAGUGUGCGUGAUUGUCAGGGUGGUGUCCUACCUACACUGCAUCGCGGCGUUCCUGCAAGCACGAAAACGCUGCUUGUACAGGCAAAGGAGACGCAGGCCAGUCCUGUGAGACGGUAACAUACGCUAUGGCAUGUGUGCGUGUGCUGUGUGUGCGCGAAAAUUGAGUGUGAGUGUGUCUGCACGAAGUGCUGUGACUCAUGGCGCUAUAAAAGGGCUCGGAUGUGCGAGUUAGCGCCUUGAAGCGUGAGUCGCUGCUGCGCGGGCGCAGUUGGCGCGUCUGGUACCGAUGGACUGCCGCCGGUGCGUGGCGGCCACAUGGGCUUGAGCUUCCAGUGUUUGAGUACAAGGUACAGCGCAAGUUAUUUCGAGGGGCAAGAUGAGCACUGUUAUCCCCGCGCCCGAUUUUCCACGUUGUAGGGGCGGGUGUUUGGAACCCACGUGAGCAGAUGCAUGUAGCUGCGCACAUUGUCGUUGACAGGCAGACCGGAGCGCCUUUGUAGGGUAUAUACGGCAUCGCGAGGGCAUGGCAGCACGCGGCGCAGGGCGCCAGGCGCAGUGCUGGCAUUGCGGACUGCGCUUGUGAACGCUCGUUUGUGCCGUGGGCUUGCCAAUUCGAGGACAGGCGCCGACGCCUCUCGUGUCGGGACCUUUCCGACGCGCGGCGCGCCGCGCAUAUGAAGGGUUUCAUGCAAGCAAGGACGCGAGAUUUGGCUAAGGGCUUAGCGAGUGGGUUGCACCCAGCUGCGCGUGGGGAUUGAGAGGCAAGAGACGGUGUGGCAUCUGGCUGUGCGGCGUUGGAGGCCGUCGAUCAUGGCGGCCACAGUGUGCGCGUGCGCGUGAAGGGUUCGCUGUGCAGUUACGGGGCGAUAUGAAGUACUGCAGGAGUGGAGCGAGAAACCGCACGGAUUGGAGAGAGUGAGAGAGUGAGGCCCCCGGAAGCAAGGACUCGGAGCAAGAACAAUAAUGAGAUCGGGGGCCAGCGGCCGACACGAAAGGUGGGCUUGGUGCGGACUGUGCGCGUGGCGGCAAUGCACAUGGCAAGAUUGCACGUGAGCUGCCUGAAGUGUGCGCACAGAAGCCGCUCGAUGUAAGCCCGAGGGCCGUGAGAGUUUGGAUUUGAGUGCGGGAGUGCUACACUACAAGCCGGUCAUUUGGUUGCAGACUAAACAUUGGUGUCAUGCUUGCAUGUGAUGAUGGGGCGGCACGGCAACGGCAGGACGCAGCGCGUCACCCGUGCCCGGUGGCGUGUGCAGAAUGAGGUCGGGGCGCGAGAGGCCUGUCAAUUGCAGGCUCUGCGGCGCGCCCCCUGCGCCUGUUCGCGGUCUGCGUACUACACCCGACGAGCUUGUGCAUGGUAGCGGCAAAUAUGGUAACGGUCCCCAGGCCUGUGCGAGCCAGUGGGGGCCGCUGAAUGCCAUGCAAGAGUGUGCAAAUAUCCAUAGCUUGAUGAAGGCAUAAGCAGUGCAUGCGUUGCAGUUGCAAGUGCUGAGAGCAGGUCAGGCGCAAGCGCAUGUGUUGAUGGUUACUUGAGCCCACGGCGUGUCAGGGCUGGCCACUGGACCUGUGGUUGUGUGAGCGUGUGCACGUGGGUGCUAGCGGGACAACAAAAGCCGUGCCGUGCAGUGCUGAAAAGGCCAUAGAAACCCAAUGCCGGCGAUUAUCAUGGACUUCGUGCGGGGUGAGCAUUGGGUACAGUGAGUGUCCUAGGAUAGUUGGGAGAGCGUGCGGUAGUAGACGCGUAGGGACUGCUGGGGAUGGAUGCAGGCCAGACAUCGUGCUGAUCUGUGAUAGAUCGGAAGUGGCCUGCGUCCCGCGCUUCCCGCACCCUGCAGUGGAUAGAAACAUGCGUGUGUGUGUGUGUGUGUGUGUGUGUGUGUGUGUGUGUGUGUGUGUGUGUGUGUGUGUGUGUGUGCGUGUGUUGGUGGCUAUGGAGCAGCCGGUGCGGGUACCCGUGUGACGUGGGGCGUGCGGAGACUGACAGGUGACCUUCACCUGGGGCUGCAGGGGCGGUCCUGGGUCCCCGUGUAGCGGCAGGCAUGCCUAAUGUCUGUCUCCAUGACACUAUUGAUUGGGAUGCUCAAGGCUGGGGGAAUCGAGAGCCUCCAGUACUAAUUGGGACAGGUCACUUGCAUUGGUCAUUCUUCCUACGUGGCCGUGCCUGAGACGGCAGCUUGUAACAGUACAUUUGA
Molecule: messenger RNA, 8733 nt
Organism: Chlamydomonas reinhardtii
Lineage: Eukaryota; Viridiplantae; Chlorophyta; Chlorophyceae; Chlamydomonadales; Chlamydomonadaceae
Exons: 7
Coding region: 488-6163 (1891 amino acids)
Biological process (GO): regulation of DNA-templated transcription
Cellular component (GO): nucleus
Molecular function (GO): DNA binding; DNA-binding transcription factor activity
Source: RefSeq, a predicted model, not a curated record